This is a messenger RNA of Nelumbo nucifera (sacred lotus), 852 nucleotides long. Its product is annotated as small ribosomal subunit protein eS6-like. Gene Ontology annotation, cellular component: ribosome. Lineage: Eukaryota; Viridiplantae; Streptophyta; Magnoliopsida; Proteales; Nelumbonaceae. Gene Ontology annotation, molecular function: structural constituent of ribosome. The record is from RefSeq and is a predicted model, not a curated record. Gene Ontology annotation, biological process: translation.
AUGAAGUUUAACAUUGCAAAUCCGACCACAGGUUGCCAAAAGAAACUGGAAAUCGACGAUGAUCAGAAACUCCGGGCCUUUUUUGACAAGAGAAUCUCUCAGGAGGUUAGUGGAGAUGCUUUGGGUGAGGAGUUCAAGGGAUAUGUCUUUAAAAUCAUGGGAGGCUGUGACAAGCAGGGUUUUCCCAUGAAACAGGGAGUUUUGACUCCUGGCCGUGUCCAACUGUUGCUGCACAGAGGGGCUCCAUGCUUCCGUGGCUAUGGAAGACGUGAUGGAGAGCGCCGGAGGAAGUCUGUUCGUGGAUGCAUUGUUAGCCCUGACCUCUCAGUUCUGAACUUGGUUAUUGUUAAGAAGGGGGAAAAUGAUCUGCCUGGCUUGACUGACAUAGAGAAGCCUAGGAUGAGGGGCCCAAAGAGGGCCUCAAAGAUCCGCAAGCUGUUCAACCUUUCUAAACAGGAUGAUGUUCGGAAGUAUGUCAAUACUUACCGAAGAACAUUUCCAACAAAAUCUGGGAAGAAAUGUAGCAAGGCUCCUAAGAUACAGAGGUUGGUGACGCCUCUGACACUGCAGAGGAAGCGGGCCCGGGUUGCAGAGAAGAAGAAGAGAAUUGCCAAGGCCAAAUCUGAAGCAGCAGAGUACCAUAAACUGCUAGCCUCCCGAUUGAAGGAGCAACGUGAACGCAGGAGUGAGAGCCUGGCUAAGAAGAGGUCUCGUCUCUCCGCUGCCUCCAGACCUUCUGCCACAGCUUGAAUAUCUCUAGGGCCCGCUUUUUGCUCUUCUAUUUAUUUGCAUUACCACUUACGUUUUCAUAUAUUUUUGUUCAAUUUCCAUUUUACAUCCGGUGGUCUGAAC